Lathyrus sativus (Indian pea) is the source of this 1701-nucleotide messenger RNA. The record is from the annotation of a GenBank genome assembly. NCBI's taxonomy places the organism in Eukaryota, Viridiplantae, Streptophyta, Magnoliopsida, Fabales, Fabaceae.
AUGACAAAGCUGAAGGGAGGAACAAGACCACCAUGGGUAGGACUUGGAGCUGCAGUAUGGGUUCAAAUAGCAGUAGGAAGUGCUUACACAUUCCCACUCUAUUCAACUUCCUUCAAAUCCGUUCUUGGUUUCAACCAAACACAAGUUUCUCUUCUUGGUGUUGCCAAUGAUAUUGGGGAGAACGUUGGUCUUCUUCCUGGUAUUGUUUGCAACAAGUUCCCUCCUUGGCUUAUGCUUUUCUUAGGUGGUCUCUUUUCUUUCCUCGGUUUUGGUCUUCUAUGGCUUUCUAUCUCCCAAACACUUCCCUCACUUCCUUUUCCUCUGCUAUGGUUUGCACUUGUUAUUGCUACCAACAGUUGUGCAUGGUUAAGCACUGCUAUUCUUGUGACAAACAUGAGAAAUUUUUCUGCAAGUAGAGGCACAGUUGCAGGAAUACUAAAAGGUUAUGGAGGGAUCAGUGCUGCAGUUUUCACCGAAAUCUUCAGGGCACUUCUUCACAAUUCUUCUUCUAAUUUCCUCUUGUUCCUUGCCAUCGGGAUUCCUGUUUUGUGCUUCACUGUAAUGUUUCUCGUUCGUCCUUGUACACCGGUUUCCGGUGAGAGUUCUUCGGAAAAAUGGCAUUUUCUUUUCAUCCAAGGUUCAAGUGUGGCCUUAGGUGUAUAUUUACUUGUAACUACGACACUCGAUUACAUUGUCCAUAUAAAUUCUACUGUGUUUUAUGUUUUGGUGGCUGUGAUGAUUCUUCUUCUCAUGGCUCCACUUGCUAUUCCUGUAAAGAUGACACUCUUUCCUCAAAAACUCACUCAACCAGAAGAAAAUGAGAUAGGUGAUAGAAGAGAAGAAGAAGAAAACGCGAAACCACUUUUACAGACUUCGUCGGCUACUGCUCUUGGUAGUUUCAAUGACGCUGAUGGUUCAUCUGAGAUUGGUAUGCUUCUUGCUGAGGGUGAAGGAGCAGUAGUACCUUCGAAAAAGAGAAGGCCUAGAAGAGGGGAAGAUUUUACGUUUUUGGAGGCAUUGGUUAAGGCCGAUUUCUGGCUUUUAUUUUUUGUUUACUUCGCCGGUGUUGGAACUGGUGUUACUGUGAUUAAUAAUCUGGCUCAAGUAGGUGCUGCUCAAGGUGUUGAAGAUAUCACUAUCUUACUCUCGGUUUUCAGUUUUUUCAAUUUCGUGGGACGCCUUGGUGGAGGAGUUGUUUCUGAACAUUUUGUCCGGACGAGAACGAUCCCACGGACGGUUUGGAUGACAUGCACACAGAUAAUUAUGAUAAUCUUGUACCUUUUAUUUGCAUAUGCCAUCAAAGGAACACUUUAUCCAGCAGUUGGAUUUCUCGGCAUCUGCUACGGCGUACAAUUUUCUAUACUGAUUCCAACAGUUUCAGAGCUUUUCGGUUUGAAGCACUUUGGUUUAUUUUUCAACUUCAUGUUGUUAGGUAAUCCACUUGGUGCAUUACUUUUCUCAGCGCUUCUAGCCGGCGGUAUAUAUGACAGUGAGUUAGCAAAGCAACAAGCGCUCGGUCUCGUUGCUUCAAGUGUUUCGUGUAUUGGUCCAGAUUGUUUUAAGGUUACCUUUCUCGUACUUGCUGCUGUGUGUGUUGCUGGUGCAAUCUCCAGCAUCAUCUUAACCUUAAGAAUUAAGCCGGUUUACCAAAUGCUUUACGCCGGUGGCUCUUUCAGGCUGCCUCAAAUAACAUGCCAAUGA